GACUGUGGCAAUAAGAACGAAGAAUCACUUGCGCAAUUUACAAAAUUGUCCUUCCCUCUUAGGAAGGAAACGAUCCUCUAUUAAGCCAGAUCACAGAUCUGCGAAGUUCAAGCUUCUGUGACCCUUCUUCUCGUCUCAGAAAUGGCGUCUCAUGGCUUAUGCCCAUCGGUAAAGAACAUUCUUCUUCUAGAUUCUGAAGGGAAGCGUGUAGCAGUCAAGUACUAUUCAGAUGACUGGCCAACAAACAAUGCAAAAUUGGCUUUUGAGAAGUUAGUAUUCAAUAAGACUGUGAAGACAAAUGCUCGGACAGAAGCUGAGGUAACAUUAAUUGAGAAUAAUGUCGUUAUAUACAAGUUUGUUCAAGACUUGCAUUUCUUUGUCACUGGUGGUGAUGAUGAAAAUGAGCUCAUUUUGGCUUCAGUUCUUCAGGGUUUCUUUGAUGCAGUCACCUAUUUGUUGAGGAGCAAUGUUGACAAAAGGGAGGCGCUUGAGAACUUGGAUCUCAUCCUUUUAUGUCUUGAUGAGAUUGUUGAUGGAGGGAUGAUACUUGAAACAAAUGGAUCCCUCAUUGCUGAAAAGGUGACCUCUCAUAGCAUUGAUGCUGACGCCCCCUUAUCUGAACAGACAUUAACUCAAGCAUGGGCUACGGCUAGAGAGCAUUUGACAAGAACCCUUCUGAAAUGAUGUUUACGUGACCAGGAGUGGGUUUAUCCAUGUUUGAAAUGUUAUAGUCUUUCUUUUGUUAGCGAGAGUUAUUUUGUCCUCCAAUUUAUUGGGCUUGAGACUGGAGGAUCAUACCAUUCCGGCGACUCCAUUGUUCGAGGAUUCUCGAGAAGUGAUUUAUUAUUAUUGUUUUUUUUUUAAAAUGUUAAAAUUAUGUGCUGAUUUUAUAUCUGGUUGACCUUGACGACAUAUAUAUUUGAGACGUAUAAUUAGUUUUAUAAUGAAAGAAAUCGGGGUUGGUCAUACGGCUUAAAGGA
This is a messenger RNA of Prosopis cineraria, 980 nucleotides long. RefSeq names its product coatomer subunit zeta-1-like. Gene Ontology annotation, biological process: retrograde vesicle-mediated transport, Golgi to endoplasmic reticulum; intracellular protein transport; intra-Golgi vesicle-mediated transport. The record is from RefSeq and is a predicted model, not a curated record. Gene Ontology annotation, cellular component: COPI vesicle coat. The coding region runs from base 142 to 684 and encodes 180 amino acids. Lineage: Eukaryota; Viridiplantae; Streptophyta; Magnoliopsida; Fabales; Fabaceae. The transcript has 6 exons.